GCUGUGGUGUUACGCUUUCGUUGUUACCAAAUAGUAGCUAAUUACUUGAUCACAUGUUUUUUACAGCUCUUUUCUUUUGAAUUAAAGUGCACUGUACAAUCAUUCUGCCUCUUGGGGUUAUUAUAAAACGUAGGUUGAAUGAUGCGGUUCGUUUUUUAAAACAUUACGGAUCAAAACGAGAACUUCAAAGAGUACGAGAUCUUCAAACUCCAUCAAUGAUUAUCAGUCAAUACCGCUUCCUGAAUCACCUAGAAUGAUUACGUUGGAUGUGUACAACACGGUCAAAUUAAUUGAGAACCACCCACUGAAUUAAAGGGUCAAAAUGCAAAUUACAGCAACAACUUCGUUACAUAACAUCCGCUAACACAGCAGGAGCUUCCCAGCUUAGACGGAAGUCAAAUCUGCUAAACUCAGCAGGGCUAAAGCAAUGCUAAACGAAAGACAAUUUAAAUAAAUUGUACUUGAAAAAUAACAGCUUAUAAUUCGUGGAAAGGGUUUGCAAAACCAUGGAACGAAAUUCAACAAUUUCUAGCCAUUUUAACCAGUCGGAACAUCAUAAACCUGGACUCCAGGAAAGAGUAGAAGUGAAAUACUUUUCCGGAUCAGACAUGAGUCAUAGCAACUAUUCAGACAGUAGAAUGAAUUCCUCGUUAGACAAUCUGGGUCCAAAUAUGGUUAACAUGGAGUACCUUGAAGAACAAUUGGAACUACUGAUGAAACUUCUGCGGGUGUCCAACGAUGAGAGGAUCGAAAGACACUUUGUUCACUAUCUGGAGAAGACUACCUCAAAGAACCCCCUCCCCUUCCCCGCAGGAGGCGUCACUGUCGCACCCAGCCCCCUAGACGAGUCGUUAUGGAAUCAGACAGGCGCGAUGAGUGGCGAUGACUCCUCCCCCUCCUCGCCCCUGGGGGCGGCCGUGUGGUGGGAGGACAGACCCCCCAUCGACUUCAUCUGGCCCCUGCUGCCCCUUCUCUUCUGCAUCUUAGUGUCCAUAGUGGGCAACUUCAUGGUCUGUCUGGCUGUGUGGAGGGAUAAGAAGCUGCAGAGCAUGACCAACUACUUCCUCUUUUCUCUCUCAGUUGCCGAUUUGGGGGUGGCCGCUUUCGUAAUGCCGCUCGCACUUGUCAACAACUUCGCAGGAUCGUGGGUCCUGGGUCCCAUAAUGUGCAAUCUAUGGACGACUAUGGACGUCACUUUCUGCACCUCCUCCAUACUACAUCUGUGCACCAUACAGUUAGACAGAUACAUGGCCAUACGGACGCCUGUCAGGUAUGGAGAGAUGAACAGAUCGAAAAAGUGGGCCACCAUCAAGAUGUUCUCUGUAUGGUUCCUGUCCUCCUGCGUGGGGGGCACUUUGUUCACCCUCUCUCUAAUAACACAGGCCAACUCGUACAGGAUGAUAGAAAGCGUGUUCAUAUGUGCUAUCUUCAGCGAACACAUUAUGCUCUACGGAUCCCUAGCUGCUUUCUAUAUACCCUUCUUCACCAUGAUGGUUCUUUACUCGCUCACAGUUUACGCCUUAAGGCAACGCAGUCUGAAGAACAAAAAACACGCGCCUAAAAUUGCCAAUGGAGGGCUAUCGGGUGGAGGUAAAGCAGGCCACCCAAAAGGCGCCCGGGCUAAACUUUACAUCGCUUUAAAAACCAAAAAGAGCAAAAAAGUGGCCUCGAACAAAACGAACAACGAUUUCGGAGGUGGAGAAAUCGAACUAUGUCCGGAGAAAACGGAGCAUACAAAAAACAACAAAGCAAACAAUAAGAACAAUAAUAGCACUCAAGCCACAACGUUUGCCCAGAAUGCGUCGACUAGUAAGCAGAAGGGAAUCAAUUCGUCUAAUAGCUCAUCGGCCAAUCGAGCACAUUUGGGUGCCAGCUCAACAAUAGUCACCAGUGCAGCUCAGAAGCGGAAACGAGACCAAAAAGAGAACGAGAGACGAGCACAGAUGGUCCUGCUUAUCGUGUUCGUAUCAUUCGUCUUGCUUUGGUUUCCAUUUUUUGCAAUCAAUAUUUUCACGCCAAUUUGCAAGUCGUGCGUCGAAAACCACAUAGGCCCGAAGGUAAUUGAAUUCACGACUUGGAUGGGGUACAUUUCGUCGAUGCUGAACCCGAUUAUAUACACGAUAUUCAACCGGCUUUUCCGAGACGCAUUCGUCGAUAUCAUUCUGUGCCGAAACCCGAACGAAAGAAGACUCAACGCUGUAAGAGGGAGAAACAGAUAAUCAACAUUAUUAGAAGAAAGUUUCAGAAAAUCAGUAAAAUUUCAAUAAUUUUGACAAAUUUGUAAAGAUCAUCCCAAAUAAGGUGCUUUCAAGCCAGUAAAUAUAAAAUGAAACAGAAAAUCAUCUAGUUGCAAUUUAAAAUUAAAACUUAAUCACAGUGGAAAUUUUGAUAACUGGAAACCGCAUUGGCAUUCAUUUGUUUUCGUUCAUAUUCUGUCUUUUAGAAGUUGUCUGCUAUCUUGGCAUAGU
Messenger RNA from Symsagittifera roscoffensis, 2468 nucleotides. RefSeq names its product 5-hydroxytryptamine receptor 1B-like. Lineage: Eukaryota; Metazoa; Xenacoelomorpha; Acoela; Convolutidae. Bases 507 to 2219 code for a protein of 570 amino acids. The transcript is spliced from 5 exons. Gene Ontology annotation, biological process: adenylate cyclase-activating adrenergic receptor signaling pathway. Gene Ontology annotation, molecular function: dopamine neurotransmitter receptor activity, coupled via Gi/Go; G protein-coupled receptor activity. Gene Ontology annotation, cellular component: plasma membrane. The record is from RefSeq and is a predicted model, not a curated record.